GGGGUGGUGGCUGCGGCCUGGGGAGGGCCGGCGUCUAUUCCACGUUUGCAAACGCGGCUGUUCCUAGGCCCGACCGGUGCGCUGCCCGAGCUCCACGCGCCCUCGCCGGCUCCUCUCUUCGUCGCCCUCGAUGGCGUUCAGGGCCAGAGGCUGGCGGCCCCCGCCGCCGCCGCUGCUCCUGCUGCUGCUCUGGGUGACCGGGCAGGCGGCGCCCGUGGCCGGCCUGGGCCUGGGCUCCGACAGCGAGCUGCAGAUGGAGCGGCGCUUCGUGCCUGACGAGUGCCCGCGCACCGUGCGCAGCGGCGACUUCGUGCGCUACCACUACGUGGGGACAUUCCCCGACGGCCAGAAGUUCGACUCCAGCUACGACAGAGACUCCACUUUCAACGUGUUCGUGGGGAAAGGACAGCUGAUUGCAGGGAUGGACCAGGCUCUGGUCGGCAUGUGCGUGAACGAGCGGCGUUUUGUGAAGAUCCCCCCAAAGCUCGCUUACGGGAGCGAAGGCGUCUCUGGUGUGAUCCCCCCCAACUCAGUCCUUCACUUUGACGUGCUUCUGAUGGACAUCUGGAACUCUGAAGACCAGAUUCAGGUUCACACUUACUUCAAGCCCCCGAGUUGCCCUCGGGCCAUCCAGGUGUCUGAUUUCGUUAGGUACCACUACAACGGGACGUUCUUGGAUGGGACGCUGUUUGAUUCGAGUCACAAUCGCAUGAAGACAUAUGACACCUAUGUGGGAAUUGGCUGGCUGAUUCCAGGAAUGGAUAAAGGGCUGCUGGGGAUGUGUGUGGGGGAGAAACGCAUCAUCACCAUCCCUCCUUUCCUGGCCUACGGAGAAGACGGAGACGGGAAGGACAUUCCUGGGCAGGCUUCCCUGGUAUUUGAUGUUGCAUUGCUGGACCUUCACAACCCCAAGGAUGGCAUUUCUGUUGAGAAUAAGCUGGUCCCUGAAAACUGUGAGCGACGAAGCCAGAGCGGGGACUUUCUCAGGUAUCAUUACAAUGGCACGCUUCUGGACGGCACCUUCUUUGACUCCAGCUACUCGCGGAACCGCACCUUUGACACGUACAUUGGGCAGGGCUACGUGAUCGCCGGGAUGGACGAAGGCUUGCUGGGUGUUUGCAUCGGAGAGAAGCGGAGGAUCGUGGUCCCCCCUCACCUGGGGUACGGGGAGGAGGGGAGAGGGAAUAUCCCCGGCUCGGCCGUGCUGGUGUUUGACAUCCACGUGAUCGACUUCCACAACCCUUCAGACUCCAUCAGCAUCACGUCCCACUACAAGCCCCCCGACUGCUCGGUGCUGAGUAAGAAGGGGGAUUACCUCAAGUAUCACUACAACGCCUCGCUUCUGGACGGGACCCUGCUGGAUUCCACGUGGAAUUUAGGCAAAACGUAUAAUAUUGUUCUGGGCUCUGGCCAGGUCGUGCUGGGAAUGGAUAUGGGUCUCCGAGAGAUGUGCGUUGGCGAGAAGCGGACAGUGAUCAUUCCGCCCCACCUGGGCUAUGGGGAGGCUGGCGUGGAUGGAGAAGUGCCCGGCAGUGCCGUGUUGGUGUUUGACAUCGAGCUGCUGGAGCUGGUGGCCGGCCUGCCCGAGGGGUACAUGUUCAUAUGGAAUGACGAGGUGUCACCCAACCUCUUUGAAGAAAUCGACAAGGAUGGCGAUGGAGAAGUCCUCCUGGAAGAGUUCUCAGAGUACAUUCAUGCCCAGGUGGCCUCUGGCAAAGGGAAGCUCGCUCCCGGUUUCGACGCUGAGAUGAUUGUGAAGAACAUGUUCACCAACCAGGACCGCAACGGGGACGGCAAGGUCACGGCCGAGGAAUUCAAACUCAAAGACCAGGAGGCCAAACACGACGAACUCUGAACCCGACACAAGCCACCUGUGUGACGCCAAGCCCGUCGUGGCAGAUGGCGCCGUCAGGGCACGAGGGCCUCCCAGAAGGUGAACUGUCAGCAAGCGGAAGUGGGUCACACAUCCAGGCUGGGUCGAUACACAUGGUGAGAAUUUUAGGCUGAAUGCCAGUGAUAUUAGACAAAAUCGGCGCGAGGUGCCUUAGCAUGGGCUGUGUAGGAUAUUGGAAAGGCCACACUGUCAACCAUUGCUCUGUGGCCUUCUGGGUAGUUUUGUUAUUAAAGGAAAAUAGUGUCAUACAGAAGUUAUAACUAUCCUGGAGGGAGAAGAAGAAGAAUCAAGGAUUAAGACUUCUUUUUUUUUUUACCUGGCUGAUGUUUCAUAAGCCUUGUGCAGAUAAACCAAAGGGCCUACCCCAGCAGGGUUCCCAGAAAGCCCCAGAAAACUCAGUGGCCUGUACAGUCCCUUCUGGUGAGGCCCAGCCUCCACCUUCCCCUACACACACACACACACACACACACACACA
Molossus molossus (Pallas's mastiff bat) is the source of this 2369-nucleotide messenger RNA. It is a transcript of the gene FKBP9, whose product is annotated as FKBP prolyl isomerase 9. The transcript is spliced from 10 exons. Gene Ontology annotation, molecular function: calcium ion binding; peptidyl-prolyl cis-trans isomerase activity. The record is from RefSeq and is a predicted model, not a curated record. The coding region runs from base 131 to 1855 and encodes 574 amino acids. Lineage: Eukaryota; Metazoa; Chordata; Mammalia; Chiroptera; Molossidae.